Messenger RNA from Rotaria sordida, 640 nucleotides. The record is from the annotation of a GenBank genome assembly. Lineage: Eukaryota; Metazoa; Rotifera; Eurotatoria; Philodinida; Philodinidae.
AUGCAUCUUCGAUCAAUAAUUCGGCAUCGAACUGUUCUAUCAACAUCAUUUCGUAUUCUUCAAAAUUAUUCACCAAUUGUUUCAAAUCAAUCAAAUUAUUAUCAUCAUUUGAUUCUUCAAAAACCUGUUAGUCGUACAUCAAUAUCUAUUCAACGUUAUUUGGCUACAAAUAAUCAACCAGAAAAUGUUACAUCAGUACCAAGUGUAGAAAAACAUAAUUUUCAAGCUGAAACUCAAGAAUUAUUGCAUAUUGUUGCAAAAUCACUUUAUUCUGAUAAGGAAAUAUUUAUUCGUGAAUUAAUUUCUAAUGCAAAUGAUGCAUUAGAAAAAUUACGUUAUGUGCAAUUAGCAGCAGGUGGUGAACGAAUAGAUGAUGAUAAACGUGAAAUUUAUAUUACAGUUGAUGAUAUUAAUAAAAUAUUAACAAUAAAAGUAAGUUAAUAUGAUUAAAUUUGAAGAAAAAAAUAAAAUAUAAGUUAUCAUAGGAUUCAUUUUUCAAAAGUUUGAAAUGAAAGAAAAGAAAAUCGUGAGAGAGUUUUCCGCUGAUCAUCUGAGCAAAUAAACAUGUAAGAGAAGAUCGAUAGAUUGUAAAAUAUCAAAUAUUCGUCUUCUUCAUUGGGAAAUGAGUGAUUUCACUUCU